This is a messenger RNA of Anthonomus grandis grandis, 965 nucleotides long. RefSeq lists its product as uncharacterized. The transcript is spliced from 4 exons. The record is from RefSeq and is a predicted model, not a curated record. Bases 126 to 647 code for a protein of 173 amino acids. Lineage: Eukaryota; Metazoa; Arthropoda; Insecta; Coleoptera; Curculionidae.
CAGACGUCUGGCGUCUGGCUCCUCUCGAUUUCCUCUGGCUCCCUUCGUUUCCAGAUUGUGUGUUUUGACUCGCUCGGUGCAAGAGUAAAAGGGUGUUGAUUUUUUUAGUGAAAUUUUGUGGAAAAAUGAGGAAGUUCUCACCGACGCUCUGGAUUAGCUCGAAAACUUGGGCCAUGAUUAUGGCCCUUAAGAACCUGGCCCUGGGUAUAUGCAUUAUAAUAGGCGGCAGCAUCUGGCUGUCAAGUAACGAAGUCCUGGAUACGUUUAAAACGUACUUUGCCUGCGGAGUUUUUAUUGGAAUUAUUAACAUUUUCGCCGGAAUUAUCCUGAUUACUGCCCUGAUACAGGGUAAAGAAAACAUCGUGCUUCUAUAUCUCCUUAUAGAGUUCGUCAUCUUAUUCACUCUGACAAUAUUUACGGCCAUGAAUAAUUUGGACUUUGAGAAUUUUUCGCCAACGUUUCUUAUAGCGUUCCUCCUAUGUAUUUCUCUUUGGAUUGGACAUUACAACGUCUACCUCUUCUACCUGGAGUUACAAAAAUAUAAUAACAGUUCUGUGCAAGCUGGGGUGGAAGAAAUCGCUUGCAAUACUCACCCCAACCCUAUGGAGUCGUUCCCUGAAAAAUCUUUGGAUACUACGACAGUUUAGAAGAAGAAGAAGUAGAAGAGAGUAUAUGUAGUAUGUUGGUAUCAACUACGUUACGGCUUAUGCGCAUGUUUAUAUUAUUUGAAAUAUGCUUAAGAGAGUAAGAGUUUGCCAAGUGUUUGGCGGGUAAAAUACACCGUUGCCAAGGUAUUUCCGAAAAAGUGUGUCUCCUAGAAAAAAUCUAGUACUCAUAAGCAACAUACUUUUGACAGACCUUUCUAGGAUAAAACGGUUAUAUAGGGAGCAUAAUUAAAACUGUUUUACAAGCAUUUUAUAUAGAAUUUAUUUAUGUAUGUACAUACAGGUUAUGUAAUAAAAAAU